GGAAUGUUAGGAACAACCCAUGGUUGGGCCUUCAUAUGGGCCAUGGGCUUGGGCCUAGUCGGGCAGCUGCCUGUUGGACUGCUGAACGACAUCUACAAGAAGAGCACAGGGGCAGCAGCAAGGAGGAUCGAACAAUUAUCAAACAAACCAACAGGUAUAUCUACGUACAGACACGCACAAGCAACACCAUCGCGCUCCAAGUGGAGCCGUCAGACACGGUCACUGAUGUCAAGAAAAAGAUUAGUGGCCACCAGAGCCUCUUCUUGGCCGGCAACAGGCUUCAGGAUGAUCGAACAUUUGAAUCCUAUCAUGAAACCCAGAACGACACUACCCUGCACCUCGACUUCGGCAUGCAGAUUUUCGUGAAGAUGCUGAACGGCAAGACCAUCACCCUUGAGGUAGACCCAUCUGAUACAGUCGGUGAUGUCAAGGCAAAGAUACUGGACCAACAGUGGAUUCAGGACCAACAGAGGCUCCUCUUUAACGGACAGCAGCUUGUUGAUGAGCAGACGCUCGCCGAUUACGAUGUCCACAGACUAUCCACCCUGCACCUUGACUGUCCCAUGCAGGUUUUUGUGAAGAGAUCCACUGGCCAGACGAUCACUCUUGAGGUGGAGCCGUCGAACACCAUUGACGAUGUCAAGGGAAAGAUCAGUGGUCACCAGAGUCUCACUUUUUAUGGCAACGAGCUUGACGAUGGGAAGACACUUGCUGAGUGCAAUGUCCAUAUGGGGUCUACCUUGCACCUUGAUGCUUAGCUAGAAAAAUUUGGCGUCUUUUUAUUUUUUUUUGUAUUUUGAUGCUCUACUACUUGAUAUAAAUCGUGUGAUGGCUCCGUUCGUAUACUUUGCGAGCAAGUGUCUUUCAAGUAAAGCUAUCUUUGUCUUGGUUUUUA
Molecule: messenger RNA, 895 nt
Organism: Sorghum bicolor (sorghum)
Lineage: Eukaryota; Viridiplantae; Streptophyta; Magnoliopsida; Poales; Poaceae
Product: polyubiquitin-B
Exons: 3
Coding region: 36-758 (240 amino acids)
Biological process (GO): modification-dependent protein catabolic process; protein ubiquitination
Cellular component (GO): cytoplasm; nucleus
Molecular function (GO): ubiquitin protein ligase binding; protein tag activity
Source: RefSeq, a predicted model, not a curated record